This is a messenger RNA of Penicillium coprophilum, 2118 nucleotides long. RefSeq lists its product as uncharacterized. The record is from RefSeq and is a predicted model, not a curated record. The transcript is spliced from 3 exons. Lineage: Eukaryota; Fungi; Ascomycota; Eurotiomycetes; Eurotiales; Aspergillaceae. Bases 1 to 2118 code for a protein of 705 amino acids.
AUGUCGGUGAACGAGAAACGCCAUUCCCAAACCAACACAACCCUCCGAGCUGCGAGCUCCCCCACGUCUGACCGUGAAGUGCUUGACCAACGAUUGCAGCGCCUCUCCGACGACGUCCUCCCCCCCCGGCAUGAUAGACCCUUCAGCUUGGAGGAACAGCAACUACAAUAUAUGACCUUCUUGACACACCACGACACAGAUUCGUUGCUUCUAGCCGUUGGGGACUGGUCAGACGAAACGGGGCGCAUGAUGACCGAUCGAUCAACAGCCCCAAACGCUGAAGAAAGCUCAAGAGAAACCGUGGCCAGAAAGAAGAUUAGUCUCAAGGACUACAAGACUCAGAAGACCAGCGGAGCUGUCAUCUCUCCCGUUGGCCUUGGCCUCGAAGCAGGUAGCCGAGGCGGGUCAAGCUUCACCAAAUCCGAGCAAAGACGUCAGACGACAUCGUCGGAACCACUCAAGAACAACGAUAAGACUAAAAUGCCUCGAAUGCCACCGAAGUCACACACGCGUCUCUCUCCUGAAAGAGCGGGCCAGAAACGGCCAUCUGGGUCUGAGCUUGAAUUCCCUAACCCCUCAGCGACAAAGAGGUCCGAAGUACAUUCUACAAAGAAACCACGACUAUCUCCCGAGAAAGAGACGCGCCGAGAGCCCAGCCCUGCCAAGUCACACUCCCCCAGGCUGCCCGCACUUCUUUCACCCACUCUCCCACCGACAUCGGACAUCGAAAAAGAGUUGGCUCGUCUUGGAGACCAUUCGCCACCUCGCAGUCGAGCAGGAAAGGGACUGCCUGGCAAGGAGUUCAAUACUCAUGAACAUUUAAGAGACCAUGCCCGUACCGAAUCACAAAAGACGCAACUAAUUGCCAAACUGCGGUAUGGAAGAGCGAAUCGAAAGCGUGUCGAAGCUCUGCUCAAAUUUUGCGGUAAAAAGAAGGCACAUCUGUCAGAUUCACCGGUCAGCCAGGACACCGAUCACGAUGUCUCACAUCCUAGGAAAAAGGGAGGAGAUACUGGCCCAUCUCGAGGGCAUACACUUGGGGACCCGAGAGGCAAGAAGAACGAGACCGACGAAGCUCUUGGCCCUCAAGAUGGUCGCUCAAAGGAGCCAAAAACCUUAUCCGAAAAGCCUCGAACACCGAUUCCUCAACAACACUCGAUCUCUCAUUCAUUUUCCCACGACAAGACUAAAACAGCUUCCAUCACUCCGGCGAAAGAUCUAAAGCCUCCUAUUUCUCGCCGAAACGAAUUCGGGGAGACUGAUGGCAAGACUCCUUCUUAUCCCCCCAACAAACGUCACUCCGUUGAUCCUGGGUCAACCGUGAAAGCUUUUCCGACACAGGUAGAUGGUCGCACGCGCAAUGAGCGACAGGUAUGGUGGGAUGAAUGGCAAAAGUUUGCAAGCAUCGGUCGUGAAUUGAAACAUGCUGCAGAGCGGCAAACUUCUAAAACUGGAACCCCGGCCACUGACGAAAAGCUAGCCGUCGUGACUGCAAUCGAAGCGUUGCUGUCAUUUAUUAUGGCAUUUGUAGCGAAUGACCAGGCCAAGGCUUCAUCCCGUCAGGUCGGGGAUUCCUCCACAUGGCUGUCUAUUGUACCAUACUGGCGUGUGGUCAAGAAGAACAGUGUACCAUAUCCGGCGUUGAACAGUCUCUGCUUGCUCCUCGGGGCUAUUUCAUUCACUGCCAUUCAUAGUCUUGACCUUGAACGUCUCGCCAUAACGCCGAUUCCUGGAGAGCACACCCCGGUUCCCACGCCUGGGAGUGACGGCAAUACAGCUCUAUCGGAUGAUAACAGGAAAAGCAGGAAGGAAUUUUCAGAACUGAAGGCUCGUCUCCCUGAGUUUUACAAGGAUUCCCAGAGGCUAUGGCUAGAGGGCACCCGGGGUCUCUCUGAAGAUGUCCUUAGUCGCGAGUUCCCUACGAUCUGGUCUCAACGAUCUCGAAAUUACUCAGAGCGAGGUCGAUCAUCUCUCAAGGCCGGCGACUAUGUUGGAAGCUAUUUUUUACCACUUGGUGGCACUAGUCCUCCUCUUGAAGUGGUUCGGUUUGGCUGGUCCCUGCUGAAAGAAUGGUGCUCGAAAGAACGAGUGGAAUGGCAUGGGCGUCUUGGUCUCUAA